Molecule: messenger RNA, 3738 nt
Organism: Anneissia japonica
Lineage: Eukaryota; Metazoa; Echinodermata; Crinoidea; Comatulida; Comatulidae
Exons: 7
Coding region: 167-2209 (680 amino acids)
Biological process (GO): intracellular signal transduction; receptor guanylyl cyclase signaling pathway; cGMP biosynthetic process
Molecular function (GO): guanylate cyclase activity; peptide receptor activity
Source: RefSeq, a predicted model, not a curated record
UUGCAGUCACUGAUUCGCUCCACACAGACGUACGCACACCCUGAAGAAAACACAGAAGAAAGCAGAAGUUUGAGAGCAGGAUACUUAAAUACAUUUUGUCUUCAUAAACGCCGAAACCAAAGGUGAUAUAUUCAGGAUUUCUAGUUUGAAUUACAGAUAAAGAGGCAUGAACACAUAUACUAUUUCUGGUGGGGAGGUACACGAUGUUAUUUUUAACUCGCAGUCCUCAUUCGAUUCACUGUCACAUGUGCCCAGCACUGUACGAGAUCUUCUACGUCACCCAAACAGCAUAUCAAAAUGUCGUGAAAAUCCUCUGACGGGUAAGGGAAAGCGCAUACAGUUGGCAAAGAUGUUGUUCUUAACACUGGUUCCCAUCUUGUCUCUGGCUAUUCUCGCUAUCAUCAAUCUGCACAGCAUCUUCUACACAAAUAGCAUCGACACUGAAGUUCGAAAUGUUAUUGGAUUCAGUCGAGACAUUGGCGUUCUUCUCAGUCAGCUACAAAGAGAAAGAGACAUGUCAGCACUUUACGUGAGCCUAAUUGGACCUGAAGACAAAGUUUAUCUCACAGAGACGUAUCCACUGACCGAUGAAUCACUCGAGUCUCUCAAUAGCUGGCCAGUAAAGACAAGUGUCUUAAAAGAACUCAAAUUCUUUCGCAAAAAGGAAGAUUUCAAGUUACAUCUAGACUAUCACCGUCAACAUUUACAUCGCAGCAAUACAACCGUUUAUACGGAAAUCGAAUUUUACACAGAGCUCCUCCAGAUCUUUAUUGACUGGCUGUAUGAAAGCAUUGGAAAUUCCAAAGGACAUGAUAUGUGGCAGACAUUAGUAGCAUAUCAAUUCCUCAUUGUCAGCAAUAUUGACAUGGGCAUUGAACGGACACUGGGUUCGAUUUUCUUUACGCUAGGAGGUUUCGAUGAACACGAAGAUUUUGUCUGGUAUCUCGAUAAGUUUAACGUAGGAACAUGGAACUUUAAAGCAUCAAUGAGCUAUUCUACAUUAGUUUCAGAUUUCUAUUACAAAGAAAUGCAGCAGCUUGAUCUGAAUGUGACACAAGUGAUUGAGGGCAUGAGACGUAUGAUUCUCCGAAACAAUGCUGACAUGAGAAGCCCAAAUUUUAACGAGGCAAAAAGCUGGUUCGAGCUUAUGACAAUAUAUAUCAACGUGUUUGAGAAUAUACAGAAGGACAUGGCAGAAGAAAUUCUCAUCAGGCUGAAUCACGAACUAAAGGGGGAUCAGAAAGCCAUUGCUGUUAGCACUAUUGUUGUAGUUGUCGUUUCAAUCCUCUGUCCACUCACGCUUCGAUCAAUAUGGACCGUUACUACAGAUAUCCAGAGUUAUGCCUUGACUCUGGCUGCGCAGACAAAAGAUCUAAACAAGGAGAAAAAGAGAUCUAAUUGGCUGCUCUACUCCAUGCUACCGAAAACUGUCGUUGAACAACUGAUGAUGAAUAUGGAUGUUAAAGCAGAAUUAUUUGAUAAUGCAACCAUCUUUUUUUCUGAUAUCGUUGGAUUUAAUCAGCUUUGUAAUCAAAUUACUCCCUUACAGGUUGUCCAAAUGCUGAAUGGUCUGUAUUCAGUUUUUGAUUCGAGGAUAGAAAACUAUGAUGUAUACAAGGUUGAAACGAUCAAUGAAACAUAUAUGCUGGCAUCCGGUCUACCUGAAAGAAAUGGAGAUAAGCACGUCAUUGAAAUUGCAACUGCUGCAUUGGACAUACUCUACCACACAAGUUUCCUCGAGGUUCCCGACAAGAUGCACACGAUAUUCCAGAUCAGAAUUGGAAUUCAUUCAGGACCCGUUGUGGCAGGUGUUGUCGGUCUUAAAAUGCCUCGAUAUUGUCUGUUUGGUGAUACAGUAAAUACCGCUUCCAGAAUGCAGACUCGAGGGAAGCCAAAUCGAAUUCAAGUUAGUAAAACCUCACAUGAUUAUUUAUUAAAAUGUGGUGAAUUUCAAAUGUUGGAAAGAGGUGAGGUCGAAAUUAAGGGCAAAGGAGGCAUGACAACAUUUUGGUUGAUUGGUCGUCAGAAUUUUAACCAGCUUGUUUCACCCGACAGUCAAAUACAGUCAGCUAACACCAACGGACAGAGCAUUCAUAAUCACCGCUAUGAACAUCUUUAUGAUCAGAUGUGCACUGGUCGUAUUCAGGUGCGUGAUCCAAAGAGAAGUACCCUGAAAAUGCCAAUGCAAGAUCUAUCGGUGGAUCAGUGAUGCUUUAGAUAGGCAAUGGGUCCACUAAAGACACAUGUAGAGGGCUUAUGCCGACUUUGUUAAAAGCAGAAAUACUUUUAGUACGAAUACUUUGAAACAUUUUUCCGUCUUAAAUUAAAGAGCCUGAGCCAAACAGCGUUUGUUUCUCACGUACAAACAGAUAACCGCAAAAAAGCUAAUUAAACACAGCUUCUUAGAUAUUCUCACUUGUCAUAUGCUGUUAAUAAUUAAAAUUAUGUAAGCAGGUACACGUGUAUAAUCUUAAGCCCUCUCCAGAGUAUCAAAUUAUAUUGGGACAUGCCUAAAUAUGGUCAUGAUGACAUCACAUUAUGACCAUAUAUAGGCACAUCGUGACUAUAUAUGGCACAACAGUUUUUUUUUUCAUAGUGUGGACAGAGGCUUUUAAGUUUUAUUUCUUUGACUUUCAGGCCUACUUAUUUUCUCUGGUAAUACUUAUUCUUAAGGCCCCUGUAUGGUUAGCCAUGGUACUAAAAGUUCGAUACGUGAAGUUUGUAUCAGUAUUGUGUUUUGGUUUGGUUAGGCAUACUUGUUGUACUUAAAGUUUUAUAAUUACAGUAUGUGAUUUGUCUAAGACAUUAUUUGUAUCAGUACCGUAUUUAAGUAUGUGUUUGUUGGAUUCAUAUAUUAUCAACGAACAUAAGAAACACAACACUAAAUGAAAAGUGGGAAACGUAAGAGAGUAUUAUUCUUACUCCAAGAAAAGAAAUAAACGCCAUCGCGCUGGGAGUGUAUUGCUUUAUAGCUCAGUAGGUUUAAAUAGGGACAAUGCGUUACUCUAUAAAAAAAAAAUAAAAAAAAUAACCUUACGACUAGAAUGUGUGGCGUGUAAGUGAAUGAGUGAGAGGGAGUCGCUAUCAUGGUAGAAACAAACAGCACGACUAGACAUCUUAGACCUUUAAUGUGCCUCACACCUUUAUGUGUAAUAGUUACAAAAUCAGGUACCGUAAUCAACCACUUCCCCAAAACACAUCUCAAGAAGCCAAUGUACUAAUCAAUCAUGAUUCGAUCUGCCUUGUUUUAUUGUCUCUUCUAAUUAACUAAUACCAUUUUCACAUAUGUAUGGAUUUUAAAAUUAGCCCUAUCUGCUCUAUAUUUUAUAGGGCUAUUUUAUAUUUAUCUAAAAGGUAUGGUAAUUUACUUAUAUGUAGUGUAUUUCCAUACAUAGGCCUACUUGUACGUGGAACGAAUAUUAACAAUUCAAAUUGUAUAGGCUGGUGUAUCGCAUGUGUUUAUUAUUAGCAUUAGCAAACAUUAAUCGUAAGUACGUAAAUAAUUUUAUUCUGUGUUUCUUCUAAGUAAGUAAUAUACCCAUGUAUGUUGAAAUAAUUAUCAUGUUCUCAUGUUACAUUUAGUCGUAUACUGUGGAAAUACAUUAAAAGCAAAUAUUAAUUGUGUGCAUAAGCUUUAUUAAUAAGUAAGUAAUAUACCCAUGUAUGUUGAAAUAAUUAUCAUGUUCUCAUGUUACAUUUAGUCGUAUACUGUGGAAAUACAUUAAAAGCAAAUAUUAA